AGCGGGCUUCGUUAUUGAAGCGACCGCUACACCUAAAGAUGGCGGCACACUCGCUGUGCUGCUUUCGGCGAAUGCCGGAGCCGUGGCUACUUUUCUGGGAGACAUCUAGGAAAAUUCCGCUUCGAGGUUUAGCUUCUGGUCGUCCGGCCUUCGGUUCCCAAUUCCGAAGUGCAUACAGUUUGGACCAACUCUAUCAGCCACAGGAAAAGGAAGCCGACACCGCAAAGGAUUUGGCAAGCCAGACAAUUCCAGAGAUUCCUGUGGAUCGUUUGUCUGUUUCCUAUUCACGGAGCAGUGGCCCAGGAGGCCAGAAUGUGAAUAAAGUGAAUUCAAAAGCGGAAGUCCGAUUCCAUUUGGCAUCAGCAGACUGGAUCUCCGAAGAAGUGCGACAAAAAAUGGCAGUGCUGCAAAAACAGAAGAUCAAUAAAUUGGGAGAGCUAAUAAUCACUUCUGAAGUGAGUCGCUAUCAGAUGAGGAAUUUGGCAGAAUGCUUACAAAAGAUCAGGAACAUGAUUGCAGAAUCCACUGUGAAUCCUCAUGUUAUAUCUGAAGAAACUGCUGAGAUGAUCAGAAAAAGGGUGGAGAAGAUGAAUAGAGAACGCCUCCGACAAAAAAAAGCACGAUCUUCUUUGAAGCAAAGUAGACAAGUGGACUAUGACUGAACAUCUCUAAAUAAUGCAAGAACAUAUUCCUUGGACUCUUUUAUUUCCUAGAUGGAAAAGAGAAACUACUUGUGUUCUUUACAUUAAAAUAAAAAAAAACUGUAUCAUCAAAAUUUGCCCUU
Pseudonaja textilis is the source of this 784-nucleotide messenger RNA. RefSeq names its product mitochondrial ribosomal protein L58 (gene MRPL58). The record is from RefSeq and is a predicted model, not a curated record. Gene Ontology annotation, cellular component: mitochondrial large ribosomal subunit. Gene Ontology annotation, molecular function: peptidyl-tRNA hydrolase activity; translation release factor activity, codon nonspecific. Gene Ontology annotation, biological process: mitochondrial translational termination. NCBI's taxonomy places the organism in Eukaryota, Metazoa, Chordata, Lepidosauria, Squamata, Elapidae.